AUGUUACGGACAAUAAAGCCAAAAAAUGCUCGGUCGAAGAGGGUGCUGCAGGCACGUGAACCGAAAGAGGUCGAGGAUCCUCGGACGGCAAUUUUUGUGAAGGGCACACAUUCUGGAGAAAAGGUAACGGGUGUCAUGAAGGAACUCAUGGCGCUCAAACGACCGAACGCUAUCUCGUUUUCGAAGAAAAAUGCCGUGCGACCGUUCGAAGAUGCUUCUUCGCUUGAAUUCUGGGCGCAGAAGAACGAUGCAAGUCUAUUUGUGGUGGGCCAAACUACUAAGAAACGUCCAGACGGUAUGGUGCUUGUUCGCAUGUAUGACAAUCGCGUCCUGGACAUGUGCGAGCUCGGAGUAGAAAAUUGGGUUAGCAUGAACGAAUUGAAGACACCGAAGGCAACACCGGGCCAUAAACCACUCAUGCAUUUUGCGUCCGAGUUGUUUGACACCCACCCGCGAUUCAUUCAGCUCAAAUCAAUGCUGAUGGAUUUCUUCAGCGGAGAAGUUCUGGACUCGAUUUGUCUGGCAGGCUUGGAACAUGUCAUCAGCGUGUCUUUAGCACCAACACCCGCAUCUAUGAACUCCACGGCAGACAAUUUGCAAGGAUCGGCAUCCAAGGCUUCGGAAGGAGCAGAGAGCUCACUUCCCAAAGUCCACGUGCGUGCAUAUACAAUACGACUACUUGCGUCAGGAACACGGACGCCACGAGUCGAACUCACGCCGAUGGGGCCCUCACUUGAUCUUGUCUUGCGGCGGAAUACCGAGCCCGAUCCCGAGAUAUUGAAGCAAGCGAUGAAACGGCCGAAACUGCGGAAGCAGGAUGUGGAGAAGGGCUUGGGCAAGAAGCGCAAGAACAUCGAGGUCGAUGAGAUGGGUGACGUGCGCGGACGAAUUCAUGUCGCGAAGCAGGACUUGGGACGGCUGCAGACGAGAAAGAUGAAAGGCCUGAAGGGUGGGCAAGAGGAGAGCGACGACUCUGACGACGAAAGUGGGGACGAGGAGGCUGCCCAGUCUCGGAGAAGGAAGCGGAGGAAGGGGGAGUAG
Molecule: messenger RNA, 1041 nt
Organism: Fibroporia radiculosa
Lineage: Eukaryota; Fungi; Basidiomycota; Agaricomycetes; Polyporales; Fibroporiaceae
Exons: 4
Coding region: 1-1041 (346 amino acids)
Biological process (GO): ribosomal large subunit assembly; maturation of LSU-rRNA from tricistronic rRNA transcript (SSU-rRNA, 5.8S rRNA, LSU-rRNA)
Cellular component (GO): nucleolus
Molecular function (GO): rRNA binding
Source: RefSeq, a predicted model, not a curated record